Molecule: messenger RNA, 798 nt
Organism: Aspergillus bombycis
Lineage: Eukaryota; Fungi; Ascomycota; Eurotiomycetes; Eurotiales; Aspergillaceae
Exons: 1
Coding region: 1-798 (265 amino acids)
Source: RefSeq, a predicted model, not a curated record
AUGCCGCCCAGCAGAACAGAGUCUAUUUCUUGCAAAUGGAUUCCAGGCAUCAAGGCCCCUCCCCAGAGGAUGGCGAACUCCGAGACUGAUUAUGCACUCCUUCGGAGAUUCGACACCAUCUUUCUGAUCGAUGAUAGCAGCAGCAUGAGAGGUCAAAACUGGAAAGAGACUCUUGAUGCUCUGGUUAAUAUCUCACCAAUUUGUACCAGAAAUGAUCCAGACGGCAUUGAUAUAUAUUUUCUAAAACACCGUAACCCGAAGGAUACUCAAGGAGCCUUUAGAAUGCUCACCACCCCUCAAAGUGUCGAAAACAUCUUCGAAUCUGUCUAUCCACACGGAGACACGCCAAUCGGGGCUAGACUGAAGGCAAUCCUAGGGCCCUAUAUGGAAGAUCUUGCCGAGUCACUACGAUAUAGAGGAACAAAUACAGACUCUAUUUCAACAGUUCGGCCUAUCAAUAUUAUUGUUAUUACUGAUGGCAAGCCAACUGAUGGGUUAGAAGACGAUCUCGUUGCUACUAUUGUAGCCACGGCAAAGCAACUAGAUGAUUGGCAUGCGGACGAGUGGCAGGUUGGAAUCCAAUUCUUCCAGGUCGGCCAUGAUAAAGAAGUAACUAGGUACUUGGAGUAUCUAGAUGAUGACCUUUCAGAAAACCACGGAGUCAGAGAUAUAGUUGACACGGUGACCUGGGAUAAAGAUCCUGGUGAACUUUCUGCUGACACUAUCCUAAAGGUGGUACUGGGAGCUGUUCACCGAGGUUAUGACCGUCAGCGAGUCAGAACAAGCUUCCAAGCUUGA